Molecule: messenger RNA, 1351 nt
Organism: Olea europaea var. sylvestris
Lineage: Eukaryota; Viridiplantae; Streptophyta; Magnoliopsida; Lamiales; Oleaceae
Product: clavaminate synthase-like protein At3g21360
Exons: 3
Coding region: 222-1187 (321 amino acids)
Molecular function (GO): oxidoreductase activity
Source: RefSeq, a predicted model, not a curated record
ACCAAACACGCAACGGGAUGGAAUCAAGAAAAAUUUGAUAGUAAAUACAUUCAUUAAACGACAUAGGAGAAUCAAGAUUGUGCCGACUAACAAGUCACCAUCUAGUGAACUGGCUGAUGAAAACAAUGAAGUCGCCCACUAUAUAUGUACGAAGUUAGGCUGCAAGUUACUCAAAUAUAAUCAAUAUCAAGAAAUAGUGUGUGAAAAAAAAAAAAAAGAGAAUGGAAUUCGCUUGUAAGGAUUUUAAGGUAGGAAAGUGUGAAGGUGAAAAGCUUGUGCAUAGUGAAACCAUGCCACUAGUACUACAACCUCCGGCAGCUGAGAAAAAUGAUGCGGACUCAUUAGUCGCGGCGUUGAAGGAGAACAAGGAGUGGUUUGAGGAGAUGAUAAUCAAAAACAGUGCUGUCCUCCUCCGGGGUUUUGAUGUGAAGAGUGCAGUGGACUUCAAUGAGAUUAUAGAAGCCUUUGGAUGGGACGAUAUACGGUAUGUGGGACCCGCACCACGAACACACGUGUAUAAAAGGGUAUGGACAGCCAAUGAAGGUCCCCUUUCUGAGUUCAUAUACUACCACCAUGAAAUGGUUCUGAUAACGGAAUCACCAAAAAAGGUGAUACUGUAUUGUGAAAUACCGCCACCAGAGGGCGGAGAGACGCCAUUCGUGCCUAGUUUUCGAGUAACAGAACGAAUGCUGGAAGAGUUUCCAGACGUGGUGGAGGAUCUAGACAAGAAAGGACUGAUGUAUUCAUUCACGGCUCUCAGCAAGAACGAUACAUCUUCGAUGAGAGGCCGAGGUUGGGAGGAUACUUUUGGCACCUCAGACCCUAAAGAAGCAGAGAAGAGGGCUAGUGCGUUGGGGAUGGAUUUGGAAUGGCUACCAAAUGGUGGGGUUAAGGCCGUUUUGGGUCCAAGAAGUUUGACAAGGGUGUUCGAUGGAAGAAAGGGAAGAAGAAUGUGGUUCAACACCAUGGUUGGAAUGCACGGCAAGGAGCACAGCUCGGCAAAAAUGGCUGAUGGAACCGAAAUACCUACUAAGUUUGUUAAGAGAUGUGAAGAGAUUAUUGAAGAAGAAAGCAUCCAAUUCAAAUGGCAGAAGGGCGAUGUGCUCUUUUUGGAUAACAUGGCUUUGCUUCAUGGAAGACGACCAUCUCUUCCACCUAGAAAAGUCUUGGUUACUACAUGCAAAUAAGCUUAAAAUCGAUGACCUAUUAAGCAAAUAAAGAAAUAAAAUAAACAGCUAUGAAAUAAUGUUUCUUUGGAGAUUGAAUAAUGAUAUCUAGCAUCAUUAGUGGUGCUACAAUAUGAGUGUAAGUGACACUAUGUGAUAAGCUCAAUAAAAGUAAAAUUAUGUAA